Messenger RNA from Galeopterus variegatus (Sunda flying lemur), 2980 nucleotides. It is a transcript of the gene FAM133A, whose product is annotated as family with sequence similarity 133, member A. The record is from RefSeq and is a predicted model, not a curated record. The transcript has 2 exons. The coding region runs from base 107 to 853 and encodes 248 amino acids. Lineage: Eukaryota; Metazoa; Chordata; Mammalia; Dermoptera; Cynocephalidae.
AUGAGUGAAGCCUGCUUCAUAUACCAGCAUAUUAAAAACUUAAGGAGAGUGUCUAUCCUUAUUCUCCGUGGUGUCUGAGAGUCUGCUCUGGUAACCGUCAGACACCAUGGGCAAGCGAGAUAAUCGGGUGGCCUAUAUGAAUCCUAUAGCAAUGGCCAGAUGGAGGGGCCCAACUCAAUCUGCAGGCCCAACAAUCCAAGAUUAUCUGAAUCGACCAAGGCCCACCUGGGAAGAAGUGAAAAAACAAUUAGAAAAUAAGAAGAAAGGCUCUAAGGCAUUAGCUGAAUUUGAAGAAAAAAUGAAUGAGAAUUGGAAGAAAGAACUCGAAAAAAGCAGAGAGAAAUUAUUAAGUGGAAAUGAAAGCUCAUCCAAAAAAAGAGAAAGAAAGAAAAAGAAAAAGAAGAAAUCUUGUCGGUCUUCAUCUUCUUCAUCAAGCUCUGAUUCUUCAAGCAGUUCUUCAGAUUCUGAGGAUGAGGAAAAGAAACAAGGGAAAAAGAGAAAGAAGAAGAAGAACCGUUCAUACAAAACGUCAGAAAGCUCUACAUAUGAAUCAGAAUCAGAAAGCAAGGAAUCUGUGAAAAAGAAAAAGAAGUCAAAGGAUGAAAUAGAGAAAGGAAAGGAUACUAGGAGCCUCAGCAAGAAAAGAAAGAAGACUUAUCCUGAGAAUAAACCUUUGUCAUCUGAGUCCUCAUCAGAAUCAGAUGAUGAAGAGGAGGUACAAGCAAAAAAGAAGAGAAGGCGUGAAGAGCGAGAAAAAGCAAUGGACAAAGCAAAGAAGAAGAAGAAGAAACAACACAAGAAACAUAGUAAGAAGAAGAAAAAGAAGUCUGGUUCAAAUCACAAGUCAGAAUAACACCAAGAAAAAGCAAGAUUUCCAUAUUUUUUUAAAAAAAGCAGUCUAAAGGAAAUUUCAACUGUGAAAGUUAGGGCAUAUUUACCAAAAUGCGUGAGUUUCCCUGUGUUAGUAGAAUUAUUCCUGGACUUUGAGUUGCCAGUCAAAUGCCAAUGUGCCAGAAAGGGCCAUAUUUGUUGCCUGCAGCUUAAAGAUAGGGUUUUGUUUGCUUGUUUGUUUGUUUGUCUUUCCUUACAGUGGUUAAUUUUUCUGGGAGCUAAAACUCUCUUCUAAUACCAAUGGUUAAAAUGUUUGUAAUUAAAGUAAAAUGUUUUAGAUAAUAAAUAAUUUUGACCAAAAAAACGUAUCUAAGGUUAAAUGUAUCUAAUUUGGGCACAUCUUUAAAAUAUAAUUAGAAAUAUCCAGAUUACAUUUUUGAAAUAAGAACUUAACAUUGAUGUCUCAAAAUCCUUACUUUAGUAGAUAAGUUUAGUUUAUUUUACUUUUUUCCUUAAUAAACUUUUGUUUACAUGGGGAAAGGGCUUGCAGGGGGAAAAGUGUUUGCUAAUCACUUUGGCUUGCUAAAUAGUGUGCCUUUGAUCCUUACACGUUCUAUUUUUGCCAGGGCAGCAGCCAUUCUUCUCUUACUUAGUGAAAUUCUGGGAUGUUGUAUGCUGCUUCAAGUGAACAAGCAAUUUAUAGCAUAAGUAAGCCCCCAAAUCUGUGAAAUUUACCUCCACUUCAGCACUAUUCACUAUAUAGUGCUGAAUAAUAUUUAGCAUUACAAUAUUACAUGUUGAAUUAAUGAUACCCUUUGAAGGGGAAUCAUUUUAAACAGACCCUGAUGUUUUUUGAUUAAUAAAGAUUCUAAAUUUUUUUUGCGCAAUUUAUACUAUUAAGUUUUAAAUAUACAGUGUUAUACCAUAUAACCAGUGAUCCUUUUUUAAUAUGAUUUAUGCUUAGGAUACAAGUUUCAAGUUCGUAGUUUCUUAAGCUUACUAUGUUAAUUUCAUUUCUAUGUUUAAUUGCACACUUGCCAGAAUAUUUAGCAUGUAAAAAGAAGGUUUUUUAAAAAAUAUUUAAUGCCUUCAUAUUGAAGCUGGUUUACGUACGCAAGUUGAGUGCCAGACCUCUAGUAUGCUGUGUGUCUUGUUACAUAAAACUACUGCCAAAAUCUUAGUAAGUAUGCUGUUCAAAAAUUUGUCUGAAGCAUUGAUAUUGAAUUAAAAUAGGAGUUAAAUUUAGGUGAUAAUGACAUCAUUGAUCUUCCUGUGUCCAUAUUUUACUAAGAUUUGGUGCCUUGUGUCUGUUGCUGAUUCACGUUUACCACUAAUGUUAAAAUAAGUUAAAAUUAUUUUUACUUUACAUUUUUAUAUAUCAGAGUAACAUCAAUUAUAAAUUUAUGUCUAAAAGAAACCUGUUACUGAAGAUGUGCAAUUGUAAUGUCAUAGGUACAGAGUAUUUUGGCACGAUGAGAGGCUCAAUAGCUAUUGUUGUAGCUAUACAAUAGCACUUGUAUCGCAAGUAAAACUAUAAAGAUAGAAAACAUCUAGUAGAUAAAUAAUAUGUCAGCUCCCCAAAUUUUUACAAUGGAAACACCUGUAACGGAAUCUCUCACUAAUUAGAACAUUAUAGUAAUACCAUGUUAGAUCACCUCAGAGCUUCAUAACUUUAGCUGUUUCCUAAAAAUACAUCUAUAUGUAUAUGCUGAUAAAAACUAUUACAUUUAAGGGAUAUUUUGUACUCAUAGAGUUUUUCAAAAUUGUUCGUUAAUAUGUUUUUUAAAAAGCUUAUAUUAUUUGUAGAAUAUGGCAAAGAUGUUUAUGGCUCAUCCUAUAUCUGUGUGUUCCCAUUCACUUCCCAGCCCCUUGUAGUUAGGUGAUGCUAUUUGACUACUCCUAGCAGAGGGAUUGUAAGCAGAAGUGAUGUGUCAUUUUCAUACUGGAGCUGUAAAAAGUCCUGCAUGACCCUCCAGUUCAGUCUACCUGCCAGGGUGACCUACAAACAAUGUAUUCCAAAUGGCAUAACUACAAGAUGGAUGCAACCUGGGUCUCUAAGUCACUGGUUGGAAGGAACCUGACCUGGAGAGCUGAUGGACUUCCAAUGGACUUUUUGAAAGUAAAAAAUAAACCGUUAUGUGUUAAGCCA